UCCACCACCUUUGCUGCCAGUGGCUGAAGCCAGAAGAGCACACGAAAUCUCAGAUGCUGGACCUGGUGGUCCUGGAGAAGUUCCUGGCUGUCCUGCCCCGGGAGAUGGUGAGCUGGGUCAGAGAAUGUGGAGCGGAGACCAGUUCCCAGGCGGUGGCCCUGGCAGAAGGCUUCCUCCUGAGUCAGGCAGAGGACCAAGAGCAGGUCCAGGGGAUGUUGGCCAGAGCACCCACAGAUUUCCCUGAGGCAGGGAAGGCUCCACCGGGCAUCACACAGAGGCUGCUGGACAGGUGGAUCUUGCAGGAGGGAGACGGAGGACCCUCCUCACUGGGGAGCAAAACAACCUGCAGGGGAAGUGAACUGAUCCUGGUGGGUCCUUCUGGGCCUCGUUCGCUUGGCGGUGGAGCGGAAGCAGUUUCUGCACAGCCUGGGCAGGGUCUGGUGACCUUUGAGGAGGUGGCCGUGCAUUUCUCGGAGGAGGAGUGGGCUCUGCUGGAUCCAGGCCAGAGGACUCUGCACAAAGAAGUCAUGGAGGAGAACCGUGGGAUCCUGACCUCUUUGGGUGAUCACAGGGAGACCAAGACAAAUGACCCACACCAGAGAAGGGAAACUGAAACUGAAGGGGAGAGGGAAAACGAAUCCAUUUCUUUUGAAGGAUCAGAGGUCUGUGAAACUCCAAUACUGGAAGCACCAAGUAAAAAGAACAUUUGUAAAAGGAAGAAACAGAGUAAAACUCAGAAGAUUCAAUCUAACAAAUAUCAAAGGUUUCAGUGCUUAGUGUGUGAAAAACAAUUCACUUUCAACUCACACCUUAACUUGCAUAAAAGAAUUCGCACUGGGGAGAAGCCCUAUAAAUGCUUUGAGUGCGGGAAGAGCUUUGCUCGCAGAGAAAGCCUUAAGCUGCAUCAAACAAUUCACACUGGGAAGAAGCCCUAUAAAUGCUUAGAGUACGGGAAGAGCUUUGCUUGCAGUGCAAGGCUUAAGCUGCAUCAAAGAAUUCACACUGGGGAGAAGCCCCAUAAAUGCUUAAAGAGGGGGAUGAGCUUUGCUCGCAGCACGAGUCUUAAGCAGCAUCAAAGAAUUCACACUGGGGAGAAGCCCUAUAAAUGCUUUGAAUGCGGGAACAGCUUUGCUCAGAGCACACUCCUUAAGCGCCAUCAAAGAAUUCACACUGGGGGGAAGCCCUAUAAAUGGUUUGAGUGCGGGAAGAGCUUUGCUCACAGCGAAAGCCUUAAGCGCCAUCAAAGAAUUCACACUGGGGGGAAGCCCUAUAAAUGCUUUGAGUGUGGGAAGAGCUUUGCUCGCAGCGAAAGCCUUAAGCUGCAUCAAACAAUUCACACUGGGGAGGAGCCCUAUAAUUGCUUUGAGUUCGGGAAGAGCUUUGCUUGCAGCGAAAGCUUUAAACUGCCUCAAAGAAUUCACACUGGGGAGAAGCCCUAUAAAUGCUUAGAGUGCGGGAAGAGCUUUGCUCAGAGCAAUCUCCUUAAGCGCCAUCAAAGAAUUCACACUGGGGAGAAGCCCUAUAAAUGCUUUGAGUGCGGGAAGAGCUUUGCUCACAGCGAAAGCCUUAAGCGCCAUCAAAGAAUUCACACUGGGGGGAAGCCCUAUAAAUGCUUUGAGUGUGGGAAGAGCUUUGCUCGCAGCGAAAGCCUUAAGCUGCAUCAAACAAUUCACACUGGGGAGAAGCCCUAUAAUUGCUUUGAGUGCAGGAAGAGCUUUGCUAGCAGCGAAAGCUUUAAACUGCAUCAAAGAAUUCACACUGGGGAGAAGCCCUAUAAAUGCUUAGAGUGCGGGAAGAGCUUUGCUCAGAGCACACACCUUAAGCAGCAUCAAAGAAUUCACACUGGGGAGAAGCCCUAUAAAUGCUUUGAGUGCGGGAAGAGCUUUGCUCGGAGCACAAGCCUAAAGCAGCAUCAAAGAAUUCACACUGGGGAGAAGCCCUAUAAAUGCUUUGAGUGCGGGAAGAGCUUUGCUCGGAGCACAAGCCUUAAGCUGCAUCAAAGAAAUCACACUGGGGAGAAGCCCUAUAAUUGCUUUGAGUGCGGGAAGAGCUUUGCUUGCAGCAAAAGCUUUAAACUGCAUCAAAGAAUUCACACUGGGAAGAAGCCCUAUAAAUGCCUUGAGUGCGGGAAGAGCUUUGUUGUGAGCUCAAACCUUAAGCAUCAUCAGAGAAUUCACACUGGGGAGAAGCCCUAUAAAUGCUUUGAGUGCGGGAAGACCUUUGCUCGAAGCACACACUUUAAGCAGCAUCAAAGAAUUCACACUGGGGAUAAGCCCUAUAAAUGCUUUGACUGCGGGAAGAGCUUUGCUCGGAGCACAGGCCUUAAGCAGCAUCAAAGAAUUCACACUGGGGAGAAGCCCUAUAAAUGCUUUGACUGCGGGAAGAGCUUUGCACAGAGCAGCAGCCUUAAGCUGCAUCAAAGAAAUCACACUGGGGAGAAGCCCUAUAAAUGCUUUGAGUGUGGGAAGAGCUUUGCUGUCUGCAGCAGCCUUAAGCUGCAUCAAAGAAUUCACAAUGGGGAGAAACCCUAUAAAUGCUUAGAAUGCGGGAAGAGCUUUGCUCGGAGCACACGCCUUAAGCAGCAUCAAAGAAUUCACACUGGGGAGAAGACCUAGAAAUGCUUUGAGUGUCGCAAGGUCUUUGCUCUGAGCUCACACCUUAAGCAACAUCAAAGAAUUCUAUUAAAGCAGCCCAAAACAGCAUUUGCUAUUUUUGCAGCCAUUUCACAGUGUUGGCUCAUAUUCAGCUUGUGAUCUAGAACAAUUCCAAGGUGGUUCUUGUUUGUAGUAUUGCUGAGUCAUGUAUCCCCCGUCUUGUAAAUGUGCAUUUGGUUUCCUUUUCCUAGGUGUAGAAUUUGGCAUUAAUCCCAAUUAAAUUUCAUUCUGUUGUUUUCA
This is a messenger RNA of Elgaria multicarinata webbii, 2894 nucleotides long. RefSeq names its product zinc finger protein 420-like. Gene Ontology annotation, biological process: regulation of DNA-templated transcription. The record is from RefSeq and is a predicted model, not a curated record. The transcript is spliced from 5 exons. Bases 54 to 2615 code for a protein of 853 amino acids. NCBI's taxonomy places the organism in Eukaryota, Metazoa, Chordata, Lepidosauria, Squamata, Anguidae. Gene Ontology annotation, cellular component: nucleus.